AUGGACUCAGGUGAAAGAAAAUCAAAGCGUGUAACCCCUUUCCAUUCCUACACAGACACGAUCCAUCAUGGAGAUCUGGCAUGCCUCGAAGGACUCGCUCUUCAGCCCCAAGGAACGCGGAACCUGACUCCCCUGCAAACGAUAUCCGCCAGCUGGAUUAUAUGUGAUAGCUGGGCGGGAGUGGCUGCCACCGUGACCCUCGCCAUCGUGCAGGGUGGGCCAGUCACACUGGUCUAUGGCUUAAUUCUGGUCUUCCUCCUCGGCGGAGCGUGUACACUCACCCUAGCGGAGUUGGCAAGCAUCUACCCAACCGCCGGAGGGCAGUAUCACUGGACCUCGAUUUUGGCUCCUGAGCCGCUGAGUCGGGCAUUGAGCUAUUGCUGUGGGGUCUGCAAUAUGCUCGCGUGGAUUGCCAUCUGCACGGGGAUUGCACUUAUCCCGGCACAGCUCAUCCUAGGGAUUGUCCUCUUCUAUAAUUCAGACUAUCAUUCGCAGCCGUGGCACUAUUUCCUGAUCUACCAAUCUGUCAACGGGCUGGUACUGCUGUACAAUAUCACCUUAUUAAAAAAGUCCCUCUGGUUUCAUGAUAUCUGCUUCGUGAUAAACCUCACCAGUUUUGUCGCUAUCAUAGUUACCUGCCUGGCUCGCUCCGCAGCCCUGUACCAGCCGUCGGAUAUGGUAUGGGCGACCUUUCUCAAUGACAGUGGAUGGAACUCAGAUGGAGUGGCCUUUCUGACCGGCCUGGUCUCCCCCAACUACAUGUACGCAGGCAUUGACGGUGUACUGCACUUGGCGGAGGAGUGUCGGAGUGCGGCAACGGCCGUGCCCCGUGCUUUGAUGAUUACCCUCAUCAUCGGCUUUGCCACCUCCUUUGCGUUCAUGGUCACCAUGUUGUACUGUACCAGUGACUUGAAAGCCGUGGUGGCAUCGGCAACUGGAGUCCCCAUCUACGAAAUGUGGCAUCAGGCGACGCGUUCCCCUACCGUAGCGACCGUCUUCAUCAGCCUCCUCUUACUCGCCGCCAUCUUUGCGCUGACAGGGGCUCAGCAAACCGCGUCGCGUCUCACCUGGGCCUUGGCGCGAGACCAGGCCCUCGUCGGAAGUCAAUGGAUUAGAAAGUUGGAUGACAGACUGGACGCACCGGUCAGGGCUCUGGUUUUCAACUAUGCCGUGGUGUUCCUGAUCGGGUGUAUUUAUUUAGGGUCCUCAUCGGCAUUCAGCGCCUUCAUCGGCACCGGACUAGUUCUGCAACAUAUCUCGUAUGCAUUCCCUGCUGCGUUACUGUUGUAUCGCUGCCGAUCCGCGACCUGGUUGCCGGUUUCGCGCACGUUCCGAUUGCCCAAUAUAGUGGGGUGGGGUGCCAAUCUGAUCACCGUGUGUUUUGCCAUCUUGGUGUUGGUAUUUUACGACUUUCCUACGGUGCGGCCUGUGACGGGGAGUAAUAUGAAUUACACCUCGGCGGUCCUUGGAGUUAUGGGUCUUGUGGCUGGGGUGAACUGGGCAGUGUAUGCACGGAAGUGGUAUCGAGGGCCACGACUUUGGCGAGGGAGUGAGGAAUAG
Molecule: messenger RNA, 1560 nt
Organism: Aspergillus alliaceus
Lineage: Eukaryota; Fungi; Ascomycota; Eurotiomycetes; Eurotiales; Aspergillaceae
Product: amino acid/polyamine transporter I
Exons: 6
Coding region: 1-1560 (519 amino acids)
Biological process (GO): transmembrane transport
Cellular component (GO): membrane
Molecular function (GO): transmembrane transporter activity
Source: RefSeq, a predicted model, not a curated record